Labeo rohita (rohu) is the source of this 2519-nucleotide messenger RNA. It is a transcript of the gene swi5, whose product is annotated as SWI5 homologous recombination repair protein. Gene Ontology annotation, cellular component: Swi5-Sfr1 complex; Swi5-Swi2 complex. NCBI's taxonomy places the organism in Eukaryota, Metazoa, Chordata, Actinopteri, Cypriniformes, Cyprinidae. The record is from RefSeq and is a predicted model, not a curated record. The coding region runs from base 157 to 579 and encodes 140 amino acids. The transcript is spliced from 5 exons. Gene Ontology annotation, biological process: double-strand break repair via homologous recombination.
UCAAGGCGGGAAUUUAUUUAUCAGAAACUACACGAGAGUUUUUACAGGCUUAAGUGUGUCUCGUUAUACGCUCACAACUCGCGUAAAUCAGUUGUUUGCUCAUUAAAAUCCUAUAAUCUCUAAGCGUUUGAACAUUUAACGUGAAUUUCGGAAGAUAUGAAUGAGACGGAGCUAGAAAUGAACCCCAAAUCCGUCGUUGAUGAUGCCCACGUCAAAGUUACGCCACGACAAGGGGGCGUGUCUUUAAGAAGAAGGCCUUCAGAUUCCAGAUGUAACGCCAGGAGCGUCAAUUCAGGUUUUAAAUCUCCAGUUCAGAAGCCCAAUGUGGUGAAAUCUCCAGUGUGUCCUGAAGAAGAAGUCAAAGAACUCAAGAAAACACUUGAUCGGCUGGAUUCAGAGAUUGCCUUGUUGGAAAAAGAAGGAUUUGUUGUACAAGAGCUGGAUCAACACAUCGACCUGCUGCACGAAUACAAUGACAUCAAAGACAUCGGACAAACUCUGCUGGGCAGAUUAGCCGGUCUGCGUGGAGUGACCACACGAGACUUGUACAGUCACUUCGGCCUCGAGUUGGACGACUGACUGAGCUUCUCAAGAGGAGAUCAAGUAACUGGAAGGCCUUGUAUAUUAUCCUUGUAUUUGUAGCAAAUACAACAGGUUGUUUUCUACAUGCAGUUGUGGUGGAUGUGAGAAAUUAUGGAUCAGCGGAAUUAGGAUGCUUAAAGGAAUAGUUCAGCUAAAUGUGAUAAUUUUCUGAAAAUGUACUCACCCUCAGGACAUCAAAGAUGUAGAUUAGUUUGUUUCUUCAUCAGAACAGAUUAGGAGAAAUUUAGUAUUACGUUACUUCUCACCAAUGGGUCCUCUGCGGUGAAUGGGUGCCGUCAAAAUGAGUCCAAACAGCUCAUAAAAAACAUCACAAUAAUCCACAAGUAAUCCACUCCACUCCAGUCCACAAGAUAACAACUUGUGAAGAGAAAAACUGCAUGUUUGUAAGAAACAAAACUUCAAACUGUUGCUUCCAGAUAAUAAUAUUGCUUUCUCCAGUGAAAAAGUUGUGUGAAUCAGGGGAGAAAUAUGCACAGAUCAAGAACAGUAUACAAGUGAAAACAAUCCAAAAGAGUUCUAAACAAAUAUCUGGGUGGAUUUUAAUGUGAGAUUUUGAGGAAUUUUUGGCUGCACUAUUCCUUUAACUCUGGUUCCAUGAUACAUAUAAACCUUCAAAGAAAUGGAAAGGCUUCUGUCAACAUUUUGAGAAGAAUUGCCUCAAAGUUUAUCUCAGCUCCUGCACUGUGCACGUUUUUCCUCACAUUGUGUUUGUGCCUAAAGCAAGGUGUUAUUGUUCAUGAGACAGAUUGAAAAAUGUGCCUACGCCCAUGAACUUGUCAUCCAAAUUUGGUGAAUUAAAAGAUUUGUUACAUUGCUGUCAUCAUUUACUAACCUAAAUGUUGUUUCAAAACAUGACUCACAUUCUUACUGAAUCCCAAAAUGAGAUUAGAUUAAACUUUUUUUGGGGAAGAAUAUUCACACAACUGUUUAGACUAACACAGCCAUUUGCAUUGUAUAGAAAAGAGCAGUAUGAAUGUUUUUCGCAGUUUCGCUGUCAGUCAUAAAGGUUUGGAUCAGUGUAAAUAGUUAUACAAUGAGCGUUUAAUGAGAAAUUGACGUUGUGUCGAGUGUACGACACUAGGAGUCCAAACACCUCUGACAACACUGAGAAAAGGCCAAUGAAAUUGGGUGUGCAGAAGUUGCAUAGCUGGCCACGCCCCGGACAUCCGGGUAUAAAUAGGCCAGCGUGGCAUCUGCUCACUUGUUUUAUUCUUCGGAGCCGAAUGCAGCGUCUCUCUGUGAGAAACAGCAUCAUUCACCUCUUCAUCGUUGGAUCUAUGGCACAAGCAGCGGUCGCUCCCUUCUCAAACAUAGAUAAGUGUUGUGAGAGUUCCCCUGGGUGCUUCAACAGCGAUCUUGAAGAGCAAAUCUUCCUCCUAAAAGAGUAAUUUCUCUAAAAGAGCUGGCGCGGUUGGGAUUGUGUAUUGAUAACUAUGCCUUUCCUUCCGUGCCUUUCUGGUUGUGGCUUAUCUCCCCAAACUUGACGUUUGAGAUCAAGAACUGGUUAGCAUCUAUACAGGGUAUGUACGCCCUGUGUUAGAGUACGCCGUUCCUGUUUGGCACAGUUCAUUGACUAAUGAUCAAGUUAAAUUGUUGGAAUGUGUGCAGAAGCGAGUCUGUAAAAUCAUACUGAGUCAAAGUUACCAAGGAUAUCCCGACACCCUCUCCCUUCUUGGAUUGUGUCCACUAGCAGAGAGACGAGUCCAACUGUGUCUUGAUUUUGCUAGAAAGUUACACAAGUCUAGCUUUAGAGACUGGCUACCACCACACAGGGAGCAGUUGACCGGACGCCAGACAAGGAACUCAGAUAAACUGACAAUCCCCAGGUGUCGAACAGAAAAAUACAGGAGAUCACCUGUUGCCUAUAUGUGUAGACUUUUAAAUGACUAUGGACUUAAAAAAAAAAAAACAAUGUA